AGUUAUGCAGACUAACUUGCCCACAACUUACCUCACAACUCUGUCUACCAACAGACAGAUCAGAACAUGUGUAUAGAACAACAUCAGACAAGAGACAUUUGUUAAGACAGUGAUGUUUCUACAGCAUAUUCUUAAUCUUAUUCUUAGCUAUGACAACCAAGAGACUUUUAACAGAUCCUGGAUGACAAAUUAAAUGUUUGUUGUUUGAAUCUGGAAUAGAGCAGGGGGACAUAAUAACCAUGCUAAGGACAUGCAGAUGCAAGAGUUUCAAGAGUGUGUGGUGGCUGAAUGCUGUGCUCCUUACUUUGGCUCAUGGAAAAAACUUCAGUCAAGAGUUCCAGGAGAGACUGCCCUGCCAGCCAGGUUUCUACUGUCCUUUGGGGAGCUUCACUCCAGUCCCCUGUCCAAAGGGAACCUAUGGGCCAACUGCUGGUGCUGUGUCUAUAGACAGCUGCCUGAAGUGUCCUCCUCACCACUACUGUCCUAGACCGGGUCUGCCUGCCUCCCUGCCCUGUGGCCCUGUGGCUCAGCAGCCUCUGUCUGGUCAGGACUCUUGCGUCUGCCCGGGAGAGGGGCAGAGCUUCCAGACCAGUGACAGGCGGUGCCACUGUACCCUCGGCUACCAACCUUCCGACAACGGAGAUGUGUGUGUACACAAACUGUACGAUGUCUGCAGAGAUGGAAAAGCACGUACACAGAAUGGAGACUGUCUGAGCAGAUAUCAGUGGUCACUUCACUGUAAGCAGCAGGUGUGUCAAUCUGCAGAGGACUACCAUGGUUAUGAUGGACAGCUGGGUCUGUGCAUUUGUAAAGAGCCCCCUGGCAGAACUGCAUGUGGAGCCCUAUGCAGGAGAACGCCAGAUACUGAGCUCUAUCUCCAGUGCCAGCCCAAAGGAGAAAUGGAGCUGGUAUGGAGCUAUGGCAGUCAGGUGUCGGGCAUAUCAGGCAGCGUGCUGGAGACAGUUUUUAAACAGUGGGACUCCCAGGGGACUCUUCAGUGCAAAAGCCACCUCAACUCCUUACAUCCUGUCUACAUUGUUCAGACAACAGGUGGAGCACACAGCACUCAAAGUGACUUUCUGUCUUUCUCCCUUUCUCUCUCUCUCUGUUUCUCACAUCUUUCCCCCUCUCAUUGUCGGAUCACAGCGGCAGGCUUCCUCGGCCUCCUCAGCGGCCUCCCAAAGGAGCUUCAGCAACUGUUUCCUGUCACCACACAGCGAAACACUCAAAGCUCCGCUGAAAGCGAUUCUGACGUUCUGUGGGAGGUCAACAAAGUUGAAAAUAUCAGUCAAGAAGGUAGAGAAAUGAACUCCAGCAGCAGGAGGGCAAACAGGGGGGAUAUCGAGGAAGAAGUGAGAGGAACAAGUGUAACUGGAGUUCUGAACCCCACAGCGUGUCUCCUUUUGGGUGACGUUCUGCUGUUCACUGUCGACACACGUCACUAUCCUCAGUAUGAUCUUGACAGCUUGUACAACACAAACAGGGAUUUUGACUGGGGUGCAUUCAGACAGCUAAAAGAAGAGCUGACUCUAUCUUGGACUCCUCCCAGCUUCUUUUCGUUAGUCUUUAGCCAGCCUGGAGUAUAUGUUUUCACACUGAGCAGCCAUCAGCACAAACACUUGUAUGUACGAGUGAUGCCUGCAGGCGGCCAGUGUUAUGAGCCCGGCCCCUUCUUCCCCACCAUCCCUCGUCAUGUAACUAGGGUGGGCAUCAGUAAGAGACGCAACCUGUUACUGAGACCAGAUUGGCUGGUGACUGGAGGACUGCUAUUUGGAGCUGUGGUCAUCCUCUGCUUAUGCGUUACACUGCUGAUCCUGUUCCAUGAAUACGGAUGGCCUGAGAAGGAGCCAAUCAGAGCACGGUAUCGCUUGUUGCAGUUGGGCUACAACAUGGACGACUACUCAUCAAAAGGUUCAAGGGUGAUCUCACUUCGGAAGAUUCACCGAAACCAACAAGCUAGAAUGACACAAGACUCCAUUCAACCAGUCUGUGCAGAUACCUUGGAGGAGUUCUGGGAUUAUGAGCACCAGGUGGAUCUGGAGGCAUUCAGCAGCAACACCUUCUACAGCCUGCUGCUCAAACAGAGUCUGUCUGUCACCACACGGCUGGGACAGCUCACCACUGAGGUAAAGCAGCUAUACCAGGGGGUGAUUGGGAAACUGGAGCUACUCCACCCACGCUUGAUCACUGAGGAGAGGAUGGGGGAGGGUUUUGAGAGGAUGAGAAGGGAGGUGGAGAGGGAGAUGGUACGACGAAAGACUCUGGCAUCACAGCUGAGGACACUGUUCGACAGUCAACUGCAGGUCCUGAGGCAAGAGCAGCAGGCCCAGCAGAGGGUGCACAGCGUGUUCACAGCUCAGCUCAGGGAGUGCACCAGACUACUCUCCAAGGUUUAUAACAACCAAUCAUCUUGUGAACUGCAUCAGCAAAAUCUAAUCCAGAGGCUAACAUCCCUGGUGGAUGAGAUGGGAGAGCUGGUGUCAGCAGAGUGCCAGCGUCAGGGGGCCUGGGGGUUGUUAGGUGAGGGUACAGGGGCCAAGCUGCUCUGCCCUGACACUGGAACUGUGCUGACCAAGGACCACAUCUUUGGUCCUGAUGGGUCCCUGCGUGACUGUCGGGCACUUCAUUGUGACUCAGUCACAGGCCUCAUAAGGCCAAACGCUCACAGCCAUAUGCUACUGAGCAGCGGCCACACCAUGGCAGUGCCGCCUGAUUUCUUCCUCCACCCACAGACUGGCAGGGUUAUGCCCAUAGCUGGCAAUGUGGCGUAUGACCCUGCAAGCUCCACUUUAGUGUUGACAACUGAAUCCUAUACAGGAGACAACAAGAAGAUGGACAGUCCCCUUCUCCCUUUCAUUCCUUACCCAACCUCCCGCCACUCAGACCAGCCUCUGCCAAGCACUAGACUCAGGGGCCUCAGACCGGGCCAAAGACUGCAGCUGGGUGUUCCCAUGGCAGACCCAGACACAGGCGUCCCAGUGCCCAUUCUGGCUGUAACCAUCCACCCCCAGACAGGACUAGUCUACCCACUGGGAGGGGUGCAUGUCUGUCCCCUCACCCGCCUCCCACAACCCAUACAGAUUGGCUAUCCAAUGCUGGACUCCAGGACUGGGAAUGUAGUGCUCACUGUUGGGGUCAGUCUAGAUCCAGUAACAGGAGCUGUGUUGCCAGUAGGUGGAGUUUUGCUGGCUGAGUCCAUCAUCGAACCUCUGAGUGGAAGGAUGGUGAAAGUAGGAGGGGCCAGCAUACGAGCUGGGCAACUGCUCUCCAAUGCUGGAGGAUUCCAGGCUCUCCUAGACUGCAAGGUUCUGGCAGUGAUGUUCAAAGUAUUGGAGAUCCUGAAGCCCCUAACUGAAGAGUGGGGAUCAGACCAAACUUUGCAGCGCCAUCAGGGCAGUGAGAGAGGGGGCGGUCGACAAGAUCAUCUUCUUGCUGCAGCCAAGGAGCUCCAGCAGGCCUGGGGAAGGAGCCUGCACUGCCAGCUGCAGCUGCAGACCAGGCUGGAGAUCCUGCUGGACUGGGCUGUGGGUCUCCAGCAGGAUGGAGGAACUCUGGGAGAGAUGCCUUUCCCAGGUUCAGAUAUGUGUGUUCCAGCUCUACUGGGGAUGGAGUACCCUGACCCUAUGGGAUCUGGUCUUAUGGUACCAGUACUGGGGUGUCAGACUGAUAUUGUCUCUGGAAUUACAAUACCGUUGGCAGGGACCAUGGACGACCCGGACGGAAAAGGCUUAGUGGCCAUCCGUUAUGGAUCUCAGACUGUUGACCCAGUGACAGUAGUUUUGGCCCCGGUGGUUGGAGCCAGGUUGGAUCUAUGCAGAAAAACUGUGGUACCUGUCACUGCUUCUUACUGGCUAACGGUGGCGGAUCAAACCGAUAGUGUGCAGGUAGAGGCGCUGCAGAGAGAGGUGUGUGUGCGAAACACUCACUGGCAGCAGCAGAGGCAGCGGGAGGAAGAUAUUCUCUCUGAUCUGGAUGCUGCUUUAUUUCAGUGCCUCUUCAGAGUCACAGAAGCAAACUCUUAUCAGGUCCAGUGGUCAGGGAGGCAGCUGAGGGAAGCAGCCAUGGAGCUGCAGGAUUCAGCGCAGACUGAGGCCCAGAGGAGAGCAGCUCAGCGCUCUCACUUGGCUCUGAUCUUGCCUCCACAUGUAUUACACAUCCUCACACUGGGUGACGAGGAGGAGUGGGAUCAGCAGUGUGUUUGGCACUCAGAGCUUGUGUCAGGCCUUGAUAAGGUGGAUGUGUGUAUGGAGCAGCUGCAGCAAGAACAAGAAAAAUGCAUAACACAGGGAGGAGACUGGGCAACAGCACAGCAAGCUAUGGACAGAGAGCUGAGACAGAGAGGGCUGUGGGAGCAGUGUUGUUCCAGACAGACAGAGUUGGAGGCUGCUCUUAAUGUGCUGCACUUUGUCAGACAUCUUUCUCAGCUCCGUGCCGACACUGCUCAGGCAGUACUGUGCGGAAACUUUUGGUACAAGGAAUAUGGUCUGGUCCAGUGCGGUGUGCAUAGACCAACUGUGAAGGUCAUGGGUUUGCUCCAACAGAUUGCUUUGCCCCUGCUGGAGAGACUGAACCAGCUCCUGGAAGACAAACAGCCUGCCAGCUUCUCCCCCAACACUUGCAAUCAUCACAUUUCCGGUUUGUCAACAAAGCAUGCAUAUGGGCUGGAGAUAGGCUCCAGAGUCUGGACAACUUCUGUGCCUGUGGUGAAAGUUUGUGUUUCUGAAGGAAUCUCCACCCAAUCUUUGAUGGAGCCUAUCAAUUUAGCUCAAUCCCAGGACACGGGUCUGCAGGCCAGCUCAACACCGACGCACAACUCACAAAGACACACCACAUCCUCUGGAAUCCACUCCCAGGAGAGCCAGCCGAUGAAAGAGUCUUCUCUGCCAACACAUAUAUCUGUCCCCACAAUUCCAGAGGAGGAGUGGGGCAAGCUGCUGGAGCUCUCUCCUUUGUUCCAGCUGUUGAAAGAGGUGCAGCUACAGUUGAAGGGUUGGGCCUGUGGGGCAGGGGUUCUUAAAGGAGAGCUCGCUGACAAAGGCAAGAGUUUUAUAGAUGUCCUUGAUGCUCAGUGGGAAUGUGAAGGAGAGCUGAUCCCUUUGGACCCGUCAGUCCUAAACCCCAGGGAAUUCCUGGUCUACAAGCAUGGACUAUUCCUUAUACAAACACUGAAUAAUCUAAAACUGACUCCAGAAAUUUCACUUCAGAUAGCAGAUAGUCUCCCAAACAACAACUACUUCAACAAUGCCUUCAGAAAUUCCUUCUUUUAUCAGGAAGCAGAAGAGACCCUCUUUGUCCGUCGCCAGAGGCUUCAGUCAGUUGGAGGCUUCUCUUUGCUGCUGCUCCACUGUCUGUCCCAUGUCAAAAUUAAAGACAUGAGCUCUGACUCCAGUCCUGCCUUCCAGAGGCUUUUCUUCAAGAUACUGCAGGCAUGUUUGGGGGAACUGUUUCAGGCCAGACUGGGCGUGCACCCCUCUGGACGGGAAGCCAAUUUGUGUGUCUUGUUUCAGGACCAAGGGGCCUCUUCAGGGGGCUUAAAAGGGACUCUAUCAGACUCUCACGCUGCCUCCCUGCUUUAUAGACUUCAUAAACCAAACAGAGGGUUGCUGUCUGAAGAUCAGGAAGUUGGGGAACUUCACAGGAAACACAGAGACAUUCAUCUGUUCUCCAAUCUUGAAGGAAUUUUGAGACUUAAGAGCUCUGGUGUUUCAGAGAAAGAUGGAGACCAGAUUGGGUAAAAAUAUGUACCUUUAUGCAUCCAUAUUAGUGUGCAGAAAUGUUAGUUUAAAAAUUCUAAACCAUUCACCACAUCCAUAAAAUCAUGGACUCUCCAGGUAAAUAAUUGAGAGCGUCAGUGAAGUUUGAUGGCUGAAAUCUGCAUGUGAGAAGACUUUCUGGUAGAGCUGUUGUCUCAUGUUGUUACUUGCUGACCUACGGAAGAGAAGUCUGGACCAAUCAGCGUUUCCUGGACUUAUCAGUGGACUGCAUUCUAUGGAUAUUUUGCACUUUACACUGGUUGCACUUUAUUGCUUAAUAUACUGUUUUCAUAUUAUUUUUAUUGUGAAACUCAAUAAAGAUCUUAAUGAAUGAUUA
This is a messenger RNA of Dicentrarchus labrax (European seabass), 6090 nucleotides long. RefSeq lists its product as uncharacterized. The coding region runs from base 240 to 5735 and encodes 1831 amino acids. The transcript has 33 exons. The record is from RefSeq and is a predicted model, not a curated record. NCBI's taxonomy places the organism in Eukaryota, Metazoa, Chordata, Actinopteri, Moronidae.